Messenger RNA from Diceros bicornis minor, 1722 nucleotides. Its product is annotated as DNA-directed RNA polymerase II subunit RPB1-like. Gene Ontology annotation, biological process: negative regulation of cholesterol transport; very-low-density lipoprotein particle clearance; negative regulation of lipid catabolic process. Gene Ontology annotation, cellular component: high-density lipoprotein particle; extracellular region; very-low-density lipoprotein particle. Gene Ontology annotation, molecular function: phospholipase inhibitor activity; fatty acid binding. The record is from RefSeq and is a predicted model, not a curated record. Lineage: Eukaryota; Metazoa; Chordata; Mammalia; Perissodactyla; Rhinocerotidae. Bases 126 to 1097 code for a protein of 323 amino acids. The transcript is spliced from 5 exons.
CCCCUCCCCAGCCUAAUAAAGGCCCAGGCCAGCCAGGCUCCCUCACCUCACCUGUCCCUCACUGGUCCAGGCAGGUGCUCACCUGUCCUGUCCCUCACUGGUCCAGAGUGCCCCUCCCACCAGCCAUGAGGCUCCUCCUGUCGCUCCCGGUCCUGCUGGUGGCUCUGUGGAUGGUCUGCGAAGGCCCAACUCCAGCCCAGGCUGACCCAGAGCCAGCCGGGAUCUUCGAUUUCAUCUCGGGUGUGCUGAAGAAGAUUGGAAAGAGCCUGGGGAAGAACACCGUGAAAUCCAUCAGCAAGAUCAACAAGAAGGAUGUUGCUAAAUUGACCUGGAAAGCGGCAUCAAAGGCGAUUGGAAAACUACCAGAUAUAAUAGAACACAUUCCCUCUCGACACGAGGAGAAUCCACCCCUUACCCCUCCACCCAAGGAGGAUCCACCUGUUACCCCUACACAGAAGGAGGAUCCACCCGUCACCCCUCCACACAAGAAGGAUGCACCCGUUACCCCUACACACAAGAAGGAUGCACCUGUUACUCCUACACACGAGAAGGAUGCACCUGUUACCCCUACGCACAAGAAGCAUGCACCUGUUACCCCUAUGCACAAGAAGGAUGCACCUGUUACCCCUACGCACAAGAAGCAUGCACCUGUUACCCCUAUGCACAAGAAGCAUGCACCUGUUACCCCUAUGCACAAGAAGGAUGCACCUGUUACCCCUACGCACAAGAAGCAUGCACCUGUUACUCCUACGCACAAGAAGCAUGCACCUGUUACCCCUACACACAAGAAGCAUGCACCUGUUGCCCCUAUGCACAAGAAGGAUGCACCUGUUGCCCCUACGCACAAGAAGCAUGCACCUGUUGCCCCUACACACAAGAAGCAUGCACCUGUUACCCCUACGCACAAGAAGGAUGCACCUGUUACCCCUACAUGUGAGAAGGAUGCACCCGUUACCCCUACACACAAGGAAGAUCCUCCCCUCUUCUCUCCUGCUGUGCCCCAGACAGAGGCUCUGAAGUUCUCCACAUCCCCAGCCUCUGUGCCGAAGACUUCCCACGUGACGUGUCAUAUCCCCUCCACCCCCCACCAGCAAUAAAAAUCCUAGAGAGAAUUCUGCGUGCUUCUUUGCUGUGGGGAUGGGGUUAUCGGGACAGAGUGGGGGUUGCGCCUUCAGGAAAGAGAGGCAAGGUCUCACCUUAUUGAGCGUUCUCUACUUGCUCUGUGCUGAGGCCUUAGAACGUCACGAUCUCAAAAGAAUCCUCACAAAAACCUUGGGAGAUGGGCUCUAUAAAUGCCUUGAGGGCAUUGAGACCUGAGAGUGACACCAAACCGCUUAAUCUCAAGUUUUGAUUCCGGCUCAAGACAGGGUUGACAUACGGGAAGCCAUAUUGUAGAAAAGAAACCCUGUUGUAACUUUGAAUGACCUCUGACUAACUAGCCCAGCUGGACACACACCCUCCUGGAGAUCUAACUGCUCUGUAGAUUUUACGACCCCGGCUUGUGCAUGUACCUCCCAGCUGCGACAAGAUGGUAAUUUUGUCCUUUUGAGUUCCUUUGGAAUGUGAUGACCCCCGAACAGACAGUCUGUGCUGAUAGGCACCAUCAAUGGAGACUGAAAGAUCUGGUGUGGUGACUCCCAGUCUGUAACACCAGAGGGUCAACAUUCCUAACCCCUCCCCAAUAACCCAACGGCUGAUAUAGCUGCUGUAAGAUUUUGUGCC